GUGGCCGACAGACACAUAAAAGUCAGAAGAAUAACGAGUGGAUUCACAACGCCGUCGUUCCACGCAGAGGAAGAGAGUGCUGAAGUAUGGAGCACCUGACAGUUCUUGUCCUGACACUUGUGCUAUGUACGGCUCUUUGUGACGCUGCCCCGACUGUGACAUCACUAGACGACCAUCAAAAAGCAGAGGAAUAUUUGGCACAGUUCUACAGGAAUCAUGGCACCACUCAAGCACGUGGGAGGAGUAUGUACAUGGCAGAUUUUGAGAAAGAUCUGAAAGCCAUGCAAGAGUUUUUUGGGCUGGAGGUCACGGGUAAACUGGACACGAACACUGUGGAGGUGAUGAAAAAGCCACGCUGCGGAGUCACGGAUGUGGCCAGAUACGGUCACUUCGAAGGGAAGCCCAGAUGGAAGCAGAGUGUUUUAACAUACAGAAUAACAGACUACACACCGCAGAUGAGCAGGAGUGAGGUCGAUGCCACUAUCUCCAAAGCCUUCAAGUUGUACAGCGAUGUCAUUCCACUCGAUUUCAAACAGAUCUACAGCGGCACAGCUGACAUCAUGAUUCUCUUCAAAGCUGGAUAUCAUGGAGAUUUUUACCCGUUUGAUGGACCCGGUCAGGUUCUGGCUCACGCCAACUCUCCCGGUUCUGAACAGGGAGGAGAUACACACUUUGAUGAGGAUGAGAAAUGGACAUUAAGCCCCCAAGGUAUUAAUCUGCUAUUGGUGGCUGCUCAUGAAUUCGGUCACGCUCUGGGACUCGAUCACUCCAAAGAUCGUACAGCUCUGAUGUAUCCAAAUUACCAGUAUGUCAACACGAAUGGCUAUAAACUUCCCCGGGAUGACCGACUCGGGGUCCAGGCUCUGUAUGGGGUUCGAGCAUCUACAGUUGAACCAGCCCCAAAACCAAAACCAAAACCAAAACCAGAGCCAAAACCUAAACCAAAACCAGAGCCAAAACCAGAGCCAAAACCAAAACCCGUACCAAGCGUCGCACCGGAACCAUGCAAGCGUGACUUAGUAUUUGAUGCAGCAACCAGCAUUGGGGGGGAAUUGUUUUUCUUUAAAAAUGGGUAUUACUGGAAGAAAGGAUAUUACAGUGGACUUUCAAGGCAUAAAGUAAACUCCAUGUGGCCAUCUAUUGAUUCUGUUGAUGCUGCGUAUGAAUUAAGGAACAAAGGCAUCAACUUCCUCUUUAAAGGUAAGCAGUACUGGGCCGUCAAAGGCCGCACAACUUUGUCUGGAUAUCCCAAACCCAUAACCGACUUUGGAUUUCCUCCUUACGUGAAAAAGAUCGAUGCGGCAGUGCAUGUGGCAUCCACGGGCCAAACUCUGUUCUUUAUCGAUAGCAACUACUGGAGCUACGAUGAAAGUACUGGAACAAUGGACAGAGCUUUUUUCAAAAGCAUUCAGCGUAAUAUUCCUGGAAUCGGUUCACGGGUGGACGCUGCUUUUGAAAAUGCUGGUUACCUGUACUUCUCAGAUGGUGCACGACAAACUGAGUAUAAUUUUAGUUCCAAACGAGAUUAUCUUACACAGUUCUACAGGGAACCGAUCAUCCCGGUCAGAGAUCUGGUCUCAACUAAAGGUGGCGGAAGAAGGUACCAUGGAGAUUUUAGGAAAGAUCUGGAAGUUAUGCAGAAGUUUUUUGGGCUGGAGGUCACAGGCAAGAUGGACACAAAUACUCUGGAGGUGAUGAAACAGCCACGCUGUGGAGUCAGUGAUGUGGCCAGAUACAACCUUUUCAAAGGGAAGCCCAGGUGGAAGAAGAGUGUUGUAACAUACAGAAUAACAACAUACACAUCACAGAUGAAUAGGAGUGAGGUGGACGUCACUAUCGCUAAAGCCUUCAAGUUGUACAGCGAUGUCAUUCCACUCGAUUUCAAACAGAUCUACAACGGCACAGCUGACAUCAUGAUUCUCUUCAAAGCUGGAUAUCAUGGAGAUUUUUACCCGUUUGAUGGACCAGGUCAUGUUUUGGCUCAUGCCUAUGCUCCUGGUCCAGAAGUGCAAGGAGAUGCACACUUUGAUGAGGAUGAGAAAUGGACAUUAAGCUCCCAAGGUAUUAAUCUGCUAUUGGUGGCUGCUCAUGAAUUUGGUCACUCUCUGGGACUUGAUCACUCCGAAGACAGUACAGCUCUGAUGUAUCCAAAUUACCAGUAUGUCAACACGAUUGACUAUAAACUUCCCCGGGAUGACCGACUCGGGGUCCAGGCCCUAUAUGGUGUUCGAACAUCUAAACCAGUCCCGAAGCCUGAGCCUACACCAAAUCCUAGACCGGACUUCAAUGCAUGCAGUCGCAACCUAGUCUUUGAUGCAGCAACCAAAAUUAAAGGAGAACUUUAUUUCUUUAAAAAAGGAUACUACUGGAAGAAAGGAAAUAACAGUGGAAUUUCAUCAUUGCUUAAAAUAAACUCUUUGUGGCCAACUAUUGAUUCUGUUGAUGCUGCCUAUGAAGUUGAAGUUAAAGACAUCGCCUACCUCUUUAAAGGUGAGAAGUACUGGGCUGUUAGAGGCAGUACAAUUUUGCCUGGAUAUCCUAAACCCAUUUCCAAACUUGGGUUUCCCUCUUAUGUAAAAGAGAUUGAUGCAGCCGUGUAUGUGGCGUCCAUUAGCCGAACUCUUUUUUUUGUUGGAAACAAAUAUUGGAGCUUUAAUGUAAGGGUAGCUCGCAUGGACCGAGGCUUUCCUAAAAGCAUACAGUGUAAUAUCCCCAAUAUUGGGUCAAAUGUGGAUGCUGCUUUUGAAAAUGACGGUGAGCUUAACAUUACACAAAAACUAUGUUACCUGUAUUUCUCAUCUGGUGCAGAGCAAAAAGAGUAUGAUUUCAGGUCCAAGCAAGUGAUGCGUGUUCUGAUGAAUAAUGAAUGGAUGAAGUGCUACCCAUCAAAAGUUAAACCUAAAAAAUAA
Messenger RNA from Triplophysa dalaica, 2909 nucleotides. RefSeq names its product matrix metallopeptidase 30 (gene mmp30). Gene Ontology annotation, biological process: extracellular matrix organization; collagen catabolic process; proteolysis. The transcript is spliced from 19 exons. Gene Ontology annotation, cellular component: extracellular matrix. The record is from RefSeq and is a predicted model, not a curated record. The coding region runs from base 87 to 2909 and encodes 940 amino acids. Gene Ontology annotation, molecular function: zinc ion binding; metalloendopeptidase activity. Lineage: Eukaryota; Metazoa; Chordata; Actinopteri; Cypriniformes; Nemacheilidae.